Messenger RNA from Tinamus guttatus (white-throated tinamou), 1743 nucleotides. The record is from RefSeq and is a predicted model, not a curated record. NCBI's taxonomy places the organism in Eukaryota, Metazoa, Chordata, Aves, Tinamiformes, Tinamidae.
GAUUAUAGAGUCAACAUCUUUCUAAGACAGAAGUGGAAUGACCCCAGGCUCAAAUUGCCCAAUGAUUGGAGGGGUUCAGAUACACUGACAGUGGACCCAACAAUGUUUAAAUGUCUUUGGAAACCAGACUUGUUCUUUGCAAAUGAAAAAAACGCUAACUUCCAUGACGUCACUCAAGAAAAUAUCCUUCUUUUUAUAUUUCGGGAUGGAGAUGUCCUAGUCAGCAUGAGAUUAUCUAUUACUCUGUCAUGCCCUUUGGACUUGACCUUAUUUCCUAUGGAUACCCAGCGCUGCAAGAUGCAACUGGAAAGCUUUGGUUACACAACUGAUGACUUACGCUUUAUCUGGCAAUCUGGAGAUCCUGUGCAGUUGGAGAAAAUUGCUCUGCCUCAAUUUGACAUUAAAAAAGAGGAUAUUGAAUAUGGUAACUGUACCAAAUAUUAUAAAGGCACAGGUUAUUAUACUUGUGUAGAAGUAAUCUUCACUUUAAGAAGACAAGUUGGAUUUUACAUGAUGGGUGUUUAUGCUCCUACACUGCUAAUUGUUGUUCUGUCCUGGCUGUCAUUUUGGAUCAAUCCUGAUGCAAGUGCUGCAAGAGUCCCACUGGGUAUUUUCUCAGUGCUGAGCUUGGCAUCUGAAUGUACUACUCUUGCUGCUGAACUUCCCAAAGUGUCUUACGUGAAGGCUUUAGAUGUGUGGCUGAUUGUUUGCCUUCUCUUUGGGUUUGCAUCGCUGGUUGAGUAUGCAGUGGUUCAGGUAAUGCUAAACAAUCCAAAAAGAAUUGAAGCUGAAAAAGCAAAGAUUGCCAAGGCAGAACAAGCAGAAGGAAAAGGUGGAAAUGCAGCCAAAAAGAACACUGUGAAUGGUACGGGGACUCCUGUCCACAUCAGCACUUUACAGGUUGGUGAGACCAGAUGCAAAAAAGUUUGCACUUCGAAAUCUGAUCUGAGAUCCAAUGAUUUCAGCAUUGUUGGAAGCUUGCCAAGAGAUUUUGAAUUAUCAAAUUAUGACUGUUAUGGGAAGCCCAUUGAAGUCAACAAUGGGCUCGGGAAAUCUCAAGCCAAGAACAACAAGAAGCCUCCUCCUCCCAAGCCUGUCAUUCCAUCAGCAGCAAAGCGAAUCGAUCUUUAUGCAAGAGCACUGUUUCCUUUUUGCUUCUUGUUCUUCAAUGUCAUAUACUGGUCGAUAUAUUUAUGAUGAAUCUUUUUCAUAUGUGUAAAAUAGACCCCAUCUCAUCACCCUCUUCCAGUCAUGAAGGCCACUGUGUGAAAUUAUUUGCAUUUGCAAAGCAAUAUGUUGCAUUUUGAUGCCAUGUGAUUGUACUGAAAAUAUGGCAUCUGAAAUUUGAAUGAAAGCAUGACAACGCAAUGUCUGUGCUCCAACUAAUGUUGUAUAUAACUGUACAGCAUACAUCCUGCUUUAGGAAUACAUGAAGGGUAACACACACUACAUUAUGAAGCUGAAUAACUCUUCAGUUAUUAGUAACCUACAGAGAUUUAAAGUGUUUCUGACAAUGAAACUGAUGUGCACGUUGAGUAUUAUUAAAAUCAGUAUUCUAGUGUAUGUAGUAUCUAACAGCUUUUCUGAGAACUUUCAGAGAAAAGAACAUACUGUUCCUAUAUAAUUUUAGAUGACACUGUUGAAGAAAAAGCUAAGUUGUGAUUUCUAUGAUUUAGUCUUUGUGAGGACAGUAUUGAAUAAGCUGAUCUUCUCUAUGUGGAAAAAAAAAAGAUCAGAGAAUUA